UUCCCGAAAAGAGAAAGAAAAGAAACCCAAGAACCCAUUCGGAAGCCAUGGCAGGUACUGAGGAUCGUCCGUUGCCCGAUGACAUAAUCGAGCACAUCUUCUCCUUUUUGCCCACGAGGGACGUUGUCAAAACUUGUGUUCUGUCGAGGAGGUGGCGAUCUUACUGGAUCACCGUCUCGGAUCUCAGGUUCUCCGUCUCUUCUCAUCAUGAUUCGUUCGUGGACAGUAUUUUGAGGCUAUAUGGGAGGGGUAAGGUGAGAAAGUUCCACCUUGACUUCAAUUCAGAGCAACUCUGGCCCUCUAAUAUUAAUUCAUGGGUUGACUUUGUGAUUGAUCAUGAAGUGGAAGAACUUCGUCUCAACUUGAAUAUUUGCUACGACUAUAAUUGGUUGGAGCAGAUUCCGUGGGGGGAUUACACAUUGUCUCCAUUGCUUUAUAAUUGCUCUUCGUUGACUAGGCUAGUUUUGAGAGGCUGUCUUUAUCCGUCCUGCGAAAGUAUUAGUUGGAGUUCACUUAAGUCCUUGUCCAUUGACAAUGUGUCUGGUGAUGUGCUUCAGAAGAUUUUGAUGAGCAGCCCUGUUCUUGAAUACUUGACUUUGGAAAGAUUCUGGGCUGUAGAAGAAAUUAAUUCUAGAAGUUUGAGAGAGUUGGUGAUUGAUGCUUCUCUCGCGGUACGCGGUUUGCGCAUUUUGGCUCCUCGAUUACUGUCAUUGCGUGUGAGAUUGGAUCAUUUUCAUGACAUAAUAAGAAUUGUUGAAGUACCAUCCUUACUUGAAGCCGAAUUAGAUUUCAACGGUCCAACCGUCUCGGACUUCUGCCCGCUGAAGGAAAUGCUUUGCAAGCUGCAGAAUGCUACUCGUAUACUUUUCGGUCCUUGGAGCUGUUGGGUGAGAAUAGUCAUCUUGCUUCCUGAUGGACGUGUUAUCUUGUCCAUGUAGCUUUUCACUUAAGAUAGUGGACAUUAAUCUGCCAAAGCUUGUGGACGUUUAGGGGUUAUGUUGUUGAAUUUUCUAUGAGGAAAAAAGUACUGGAUUGUGAUGUACUCGAGGGAAGUUUGAUCUAUGUUUUAUCAUUUUAAGCUAUACUUUGCUGACAUAACAAAUACAAGGAUGUGACCCCAAACUUUUUUCUUGGUGAUCUGACUUUACCUUUUGACAUGGUUAGGUUAUGCGGCCUCUGAAGGUAGAAGAUGUGCAGGUUUUGCUGCCGAAUUGCAAAUCUCUGACCCUACACGUGCCCAUUCCUGAAUUCAGCUUUCCUGCUAUAGCAAAUAUGCUAGCAACUACCCCAAAUUUGGAGAAGCUGGUUAUAAUUUUUAAGCCAAAUGAUCGGUACUCGGUAUAUUCCCUAAACUCUAAUUCCCAGGUUAAGAUUUCAAAGGAUUUACUGAAAUUUACCAUCCAAAGUUUCUCGCUUCUUUUGUCUUCUUGUGUCGAUCAAUUAGCGAAACUAGUAUAAUGCUUUGGAAGUUUCAAGACUGUCGCAGCCUAUGUUUCAAAUGCUCCCUCUAUAAUGCUCCGAAAGUUUCACAACAGGAUUCUUAUUUUCCUUCUCUCUCUGAAUGCCACUGUGAUGGUGACAAUUAGCAGAUUGCGCUUGCAUUGAUGAACUCGGGUACCCGAAUUUUUG
Molecule: messenger RNA, 1629 nt
Organism: Syzygium oleosum
Lineage: Eukaryota; Viridiplantae; Streptophyta; Magnoliopsida; Myrtales; Myrtaceae
Product: putative F-box/LRR-repeat protein At5g02930
Exons: 1
Coding region: 48-938 (296 amino acids)
Molecular function (GO): protein binding
Source: RefSeq, a predicted model, not a curated record